This is a messenger RNA of Acanthosepion pharaonis, 1914 nucleotides long. Lineage: Eukaryota; Metazoa; Mollusca; Cephalopoda; Sepiida; Sepiidae. The record is from the annotation of a GenBank genome assembly.
AUGGCGGCUGAUGAUUUUAUUUUAAUAAUUGUUCCGAUAUUAAUUGUGGUAUCAAACGUGAUAUGUGAUUAUUCGAUAAAGUAUGAAAGCGUUGAGUCCUGUCAGCUUGUCCGCGAACAGAAUGAGUACAAUUAUUACUUUGAUACAUCUCAAUUGAAAUGUGAAAAAUGUCAACAGAAGAAAGAAAUCCAAGUCACGUCUACCAACGGCUACUCAUGUAAAUGCACCUCACGUUACAAAUACAAAAAUGUCUUUGGAAAUGGGAAGGUCAUGUGUGAGUUGUGUCCAAAUAACCAGACUGCUUCUGAAGAUGGCUGGCAUUGUAUUCUUGAUGCAAUAAAAUGUGCUUCAUGUCCAACAGACAGUAUUAAAGUUCAAAGGGAAAUUAAUGGAAGUUUAUUGAGGAACAGUCAAAAUGAAGCAAUUUGUGAUUGUGUAAAAUGUACAGGUGAUACAAUUCCUAAUGCUUCCCAGGAUAGGUGUGUUACUUGCACAGAAAUUCUUUAUUCAUCCCCCACAGCAAAUUGUUCUUGUAAUGCACCUUUAAAAUUGGCAUAUAAUACAUGUGUAGCAGAAAUCUUGAGUAACCCAGUAUUUACUAUACAAUUAGUGAAUGGAGAAUCUCCCGAGUCGAAUUUCCUUAAAAAUAAUCUUCCAAAAGCCUAUGGCCAAUGUAAGGUUAAUCUUAGUAAUCAAAAGGCAUGUCAAACUUUGGGUAAUAUGUGUGUCCUGUUGUAUUACAAUUAUGAAGGGCGUAGACAAAAAAACAUGAAACAGGCCUGCCAACUGUUUCGAUCCCUUAGUGCUCUGGCUCAAAGGCGGUAUGCUGUUGAUGCUUGGUAUUGUGAACUGUCAGUAAAGGACCUGUUUGAUACGGAAAAAUAUCCAUUGGAAUUUUAUGACCUCUAUCUUGAAUACUCAUCAAAUGGCAAAUACCUUCAAGCAGUUCCUGUGUUAAUUGAAAACUAUCUAGGAGAGUCUGAUGCUAGAGACAAUUUAGGUAAUAUUGAUAACUGGUUAUUAACCCGAAGAUUCUUUUUGGUGGACAAUGUGGCUACAAAAAACACUUUGUCUCCAGAUCGUGCUGAAUACCUUCGUUAUGCCUCUUCCAUGACUCUUGUCAUUCAACUCCAGCCAGAAAAAGAUGGCAACAUUUUCACCCCUUAUCUGAAAAUUUCUUAUGCAGAAGUCCAUAGUGAUGAUGCCAACCUGAACCGCAAAGUGCAAGUGUCUUUUCAGAGUGAAUAUAUCCAAAAUGAGGCAAAUAUCCAAAGAAAUAUAGACACAGCAAUUGGAACCCUCAGUGGCCUCGGUGUGCUGUGGGCAUGCUUGAACACAUGGAUUUGGUCAAAGAGAGCUGGACGUAUUGCCAUUGACUUUGCUACUUUGAUCAACCUUUUAUUUAAUGUUUGUGCUUCUCUUAGCAACGUCCUCUUCAUUAACAUCUUAGGAAUUGGUCUCUAUUUUUUGAUAUUCUUCAAGCGCCAAGAUAUUGUUGUCAUAAUGCCUCUGGUUGGGAGUUCAUUGACAAAGACUUAUGCCAGCUACAUUGUGAUAGCUUUUGUGUUUAAACUAUUCGACCUAUUCUAUCUGAUGUUUCGUCAGUGCACAAUUGACAUCUUUUUCAUUGACUGGGAACGCCCAACCAGACAGCAAAAAGAUGCACCUGUCUCAGCAUGGAGGACGUUGUUUGUGGCAAAUGAAUGGAAUGAAAUCCAAACCAUACGACGCACACAUACAUCAUUCCAAUUGAUGAUGGUUAACUACUUUCUGGUUGUGGUUGGUUUUGAGAAUUUGUCCAAGAACAACCCUAGCCUUAGUCUGACAGCUGAUGAGACUGACCUUUUCAUUCCACAGAACCUGAUGUUCAGGUUUACACUGGCUUCUACAAUCUAUCUAAUUGUCGGUGAGUAA